Talaromyces atroroseus is the source of this 1740-nucleotide messenger RNA. RefSeq lists its product as hypothetical. The coding region runs from base 1 to 1740 and encodes 579 amino acids. The transcript has 5 exons. The record is from RefSeq and is a predicted model, not a curated record. Lineage: Eukaryota; Fungi; Ascomycota; Eurotiomycetes; Eurotiales; Trichocomaceae. Gene Ontology annotation, cellular component: trans-Golgi network; TRAPPII protein complex. Gene Ontology annotation, biological process: intra-Golgi vesicle-mediated transport.
AUGUCGGGUGCUAGUGUCCACGGGGAUUUCCUGCGAAAUGCAGUCAUUGACACCGUGAUCCCGCAUAACCCCGCUGUCGACAUUGAGGCGGCUUUGACAUUUGCACUUGAAGGAGGCGCCGAGGAUCUAAAUGCUGUCCUGUCCUCGAUCCCACAACGCUCGUUGCUUUUCUUUGAUGAAACCGUUCCGGUACGCGUUGUACUGAGGCUUUCGAACUGCUCCGAGAAUGACUUGAAAGCCCAUCUUCCGCGGCUGGACAUUGGUAUGAAUGCGCUUGUUUUCAACCCGACUACACCCAGUACCGAAGAACCAGCCCCGGCGAAAGACUCGAUAUUUACGGGGAGCGUGAAUAAUAAGGAAGACCCAUUGGUCGUUGUGAACGUUUUUGAAGGGGAUGAAGGAAGCGGAAACCAUGUUUACGUGAUAUGGAAAAUUGAUGCGUUCCUUCACCGGCCUCGUAUUCGUAUUCAACAUCCUUGUGUUGCCUUCUCGGUUACUGCUUCGUUAAAUGCAGCAGAAAGCUCCGACCAUUCAUUUCGCAACGACGAAUAUCUCCCCACCACUGUGCCGGCAUCUUCCAAUGUAUUGCAGGCGCUAUCUUCAGAUCCAGCUCUCAAAUUUACUGCCCCUUACCUACCAGCAUCUAGGCUGCUACGUGUUGUUCCUGCUGCACAAAAAGAAGCGCCUGUGCAUAAUCUACGACAGCAGAGCCAGCACCCCAUACGCAUUGUGCCCGCGGCAAGUGCAAGAAUUCGCUGCUCCCGGCUUAAUACCUUUUCAAGUCGGCCAGUCACGAUUGCUUGCUUAGACUUGGAGGUAACGCCAUUUGUGACUUGCGAUGUGGUUUUUGACAAGGCCGAUGUCGUUUUGUCGGACGGACAGGUAGAGGAUAUAUCAAAAACACCCGAACUCCAGCCUCCUAUUUUGCUACGGCCUAGGGAUGACGUUACCCUGAUUUAUAAGCUGAUCCCUGAAUACGGACCUGAGGCUUACCUCUCGACGACAUCCUUGGUCAGCAGUCUUGAUAUUUCGCUCGAAGGGGUUAUCAAACUAUCAGACGAUUGCCAACCGCGGAUUUUCAUGCAAUGGCGGACUAACGUCGACUUUUCUAUUCCAUUAAAUCCUACAUUUGGCGGACCCAGCCAGGUCAUGCAACGCAACAACCGUCCGGCAAGUUUAUCUGUGACAUCUGGACCAAGCGGGCCGCCGUCUACAAACGCAGCAAACCGAAGUUCGUACCGGGAACGAGCCUAUUCACAUACACGAGGUGGAGUGACUGUAUCAUUUUCCGGCCCUGUCGAUGUGGAGAUUGGAAAGCCGUUUCAGUGGGAUGUUUUCAUUGUGAACCGUUCUCCUGCUCCUCGAAAAUUCACAAUGAUGGCAAUCCCACGGAGAAAACGGGUGGACCUUCGACGCCAUGUUACACGACCAUCCUCAUCCUCCAUAUCAGGCAAAAAGGACAAGAAAGAGGAACAUCUAGCGGAAGCCGUCACAGAUGAAAGCAUUAUUCAUGCUAUGCAAAAGAAUGCCGCGGGACAAGAUGCAGACUUAGUUUGUCUGAGCACCGAUUUAAGGAUAGGGCCGCUUCUCCCUGGCACGUGCCAUUCUACUGAGCUCAUUCUCCUCCCUCUAGCGACCGGUGCACUCCACCUAGAAGCGGUACGUCUUAUCGAUAUGAACUCAAACGAGACAAUAGAUAUAAGAGAUCUUCCCGAUAUCGUCGCAUCUCUAUGCGGAUAA